Messenger RNA from Syngnathoides biaculeatus (alligator pipefish), 4298 nucleotides. RefSeq names its product troponin T type 2a (cardiac) (gene tnnt2a). Gene Ontology annotation, cellular component: troponin complex. The transcript is spliced from 14 exons. NCBI's taxonomy places the organism in Eukaryota, Metazoa, Chordata, Actinopteri, Syngnathiformes, Syngnathidae. The record is from RefSeq and is a predicted model, not a curated record. Bases 187 to 1065 code for a protein of 292 amino acids. Gene Ontology annotation, molecular function: tropomyosin binding; troponin C binding; troponin I binding. Gene Ontology annotation, biological process: regulation of muscle contraction; cardiac muscle contraction; sarcomere organization.
GAGACUUUUUUGCACUCCCGAGGCUCUCCUGACAGGAUCUUUCCUCCGCUGCGUCACUGAUCACAGGUGGUCUUUCCAUGAAGGGAAAACGGCGAACGACCCAGAAUCGCACCAGAAACCGUGAGUACGUGACGACAUUUGUGGAUGAACUGAGAACGUGUUGUGUGUUCAAGGUCACCGGCGGUCAUGUCGGACAACGAGGAGGCGCUGGAGGAGUAUGAAGAGGAGGUGGAAGGUAAGAAAAAGGAGGAGGAAGUGGUGGAGGAGGUAGAGGAGGAGGAAGAGCAGGAGGAGGAGGAGGAGGAGGAGGAGGAGGAGGAGGAGGAGGAAGAAGAGGAGGACAAGGAGGCCGGCAGAGACGAAGAAGAUGGAGACGAGGAAGCAGAGGAUGGAGAAGAGGAGAGCAAACCAAAGUUCAAGCCGUUUAUGAUGCCCAACCUCAUUCCGCCCAAGAUUCCAGAUGGGGAGAAGGUUGAUUUUGAUGACAUCCACCGCAAACGUAUGGAGAAAGACCUGAUGGAGCUUCAAACUUUGAUCGAGGUUCAUUUUGAGAGCAGGAAGAAGGAAGAAGAUGAGCUCAUCUAUCUCAAGGAGAGGAUAGAGAGGCGUCGCUCUGAGCGAUCAGAGCAGCAAAGAAUCCGCAGCGAGCGAGAGAAGGAACGACAGAAACGUUUGGAGGAAGAGCGCUCUCGCAAAGAGGAGGAGGAGGCCAAGAAAAGAGCGGAAGAAGACGCUAAAAAGAAGAAGACGCUGACCAGCCUGCACUUUGGAGGCUACAUGCAGAAACUGACGGAAAAGCGGAGUGGCAAGAAGCAGACGGAGAGGGAAAAGAAGAAGAAGAUCCUGAGUGAGAGACGAAAAUCUCUGGAUGUUGACAACCUCAAUCAGGAGCAACUCAAAGCGAAAGCCAAGGAGCUGUGGGAGUGGAUGCAGCAGCUGGAAGCCGAGAAGUUCGAGCUGCAGCAUCAGAUCGCCAGCAAAAAAUAUGAGAUCAACGUUCUGAGAAACCGCGUCAGCGACCAUCAGAAAACAUCCAAGAGGACCAAGAGGGGCCUGAGGAAAUAGAUGCAGUCUUUGCGAUCAUCAACAAAACUCAAAGCAAACCUCACUCCCAACCCUUUUCCACAUGAAAUAUACCAAUGUCACACACAUGCACACACGCCGGAUACUAAGUAAGUUUCUUUCGGCUUGUCCCUUUCGGGGUCGCCACAGCCUGUCAUCUCAGACGAACGCGCAUAUAUGUUUGGCACAAUUUUUACGCCGGAUGCCCUUCCUGACGCAACCCUUCUCAGGGAGUGGAGGCCCCAGUGGGUUACGAAUCCACAACUCCUGGUUUACCAAACCAGUGCUCUAAUCCCCACUGAGCUACAGGGCCUCUUCGCUGGAUACUACAGUAAAGAAAAUAAGUAUUCGAACACCCUGCUAUAUUGCAAGUUCUCCCACUUGGAAAUCAUGGAGGGGUCUGAAAUUUUCAUUGUAGGUGCAUGUCACUGUGAGAGAGAUCAUCUAAAUAGAAAAAUCCAGAAAUCACAAUGUAUGAUUUUUUUUUCAAUGAUUUAUUUGUGUGAUACAGCUGCAAAUAAAUAUUUGAAGACCUGAGAAAACUAAUGUUAAUAUUUGGUACAGUAGCCUUUGUUUGCAAUUACAGAGGUCAAACGUUUCCUGUAGUUGUUCACCAGGUUUGCACACACUGCAGGAGGGAUUUUGGCCCACUCCUCUACACAGAUCUUUUCUAGAUCAGACAGGUUUCUGGGAUGUCGCUGAGAAACACGAAGUUUGAGCUUUCUAUUGGGUUUAUGUCUGGAGACUGGCAAGGCCAUGCCAGAACUUUGAUAUGCUUCUUACGGAGCCACUCCUUGGUUUUCCUCGCUGUGUGCUUCGGGUCAUUGUCAUGUUGAAAGACCCUGCCACAACCCAUCUUCGAUGCUCUGACUGAGGGAAAGAGGUUUUUCCCCAAAAUAUCACAAUAUGGUGGAUGGUGUUCUUGGGUUAGAACUCAUCAUUCGUUUUCCUCCAAACACUGUUAGUGGAAUCGUGACCAAAAAGUUCAAUUUUGGACUCAUCUGACCACAAAACUUUCUCCCAUGACUCCUCUGUAUCAUCCAAAUGGUCAUUGGCAAACUUGAGACGGGACCUGACAUGUGCUGGUUUAAGCAGGGGAACCUUCCGUGCCAUGCAUGAUUUCAAACCAUGACGUCUUAGUGUAUUACCAACAGUCACCUUGGAGACGGUGGUCCCAGGUCUUUUCAGGUCAUUGACCAAGUCCUGUCGUGUAGUCCUGGGCUGAUUCCUCAACUUUCUCAGGAUCACUGAGACCCCACGAGGUGAUAUCUUGCAUGGGGCUCCACUUCGAUUGAGAAUGACAGUCAUGUUUAGCUUCUUCCAUUUUCUAAUGAUUGCUCCAUCAGUGGACCUUUUUUCACCAAGCUGCUUGUCAAUUUCUCCGUAGCCCUUUCCAGCCGUGUGGAGUUGUAGAAUCUUGUCUCUGGUGUCUUUGGACAGCUCUUUGGUCUUGGCCAUGUUACAAGUUUUAGUCUUACUGGUUGUAUGGGGUGGGCAGUUGUCUUCAUGCAGAUAACGACCUCACACAGGUGCAUCUGAUUCAGGAUAAUACAUGGAAUGGAGCUGGACUUUUAAUGGCGUACUAACAGGUCUUUGAGGCUCAGAAUUCUAGCUGAUGGACAGGUGUUCAAAUACUUAUUUGCAGCUGUAUCACACAAAUUAAUCGUUGAAAAAACAUCAUACAUUGUGAUUUCUGGAUUUUUCUUUUUAGAUUAUCUCUCUCACAGUGGACAUGCACCUACGAUGAAAAUUUCAGACCCCUCCAUGAUUUCUAAGUGGGAGAACUUGCAAUAUAGCAGGGUGUUCAAAUACUUAUUUUCUUCACUGUAUGUACUACUACUGAAUUUAGGGAUUUAAACAAAGCAUUUCAAGUUUCUCCUGUCCAAUUUUUUUUCUUCUUGACUUUGUGGUCAGACUGCUUAGGCUUGGUUCUUGAUAGAUAGAAAACUGCAAAGUGGAAGCAGUGCGUGAAUGAAACCCCCUCCAAAAGCCUCAAGCAAAGAAAAGAUGAGACGACUUCCUGAAGAGAGACAGGCUCUGACAUAAACGUGACUGUUAAGAUGUGCCUCAUACUAACGCUCACAUGCUAACUUCACAUCAUGGGACAAGGAGACAAAACAGAAGUUGCCGGAUACAUAACAUGCUGAGAUGAAGUGAUGGAAUUGCAAUUAAAUUUGAAGUGGCUACUUGAAUGCAUCCAUCCAUAAGGUCCAUUGACUGUUUUCAACAAGAGCAAACACAAUGUUAGAAAUGUUUAAUAUUAAGUACACCUCCUGCACAUAAUGCCAGACUACAGUAUAGAUGGAUAGAAGAAAAAAAAAGUCAUCUUGUAAAAGGAACCAUGUAGUCAUGCUGUUAUUGAACAACCUUAAAAAAGCACCAGACAUUGUAGCAUCAAUGAGCAAAAAAAAAAAAAUACAACUUGAGAUAUAAUAAACAACCAAACAAAUAGAGCAGUUAAUAUCUGCCUGCAUUUUUGUAUCAUUUGUAGCACAAAACUAUACAUAUUUUGUAGUAUUUUGCAGGCUUAGGUACAGUUAUUGCGUGACUGAGUGAUAGUAAAUGCUGAUAAUUGUAUGGCUCAAAUUAUAUACAUUUCCAGACAAACUUAAGAGAAUCAGUGUGUUCAAAUGUCAAAGGAGUUGAAUUAAAUCCAUCCAUCCAUUUUCUGAGCUCCUUAUCCUCACAAGGGUCGCGGGAGUGCCUGAGCCAAUACCAGCUAUUUUCGGGGAGGAGGCGGUGUACAUCCUGGAUGCCAGCCAAUAGUAGGGCAUAUAGAAACAAACAAGCAGUCACACUCACAAUCACGCCUAUGGGAAAUUAAGAGUCUCAAAUUUCAAGUUAAAUCUAUUAAUGAAAAGCGUGAACAAUGAUUUGCAACCAUGUUCAUUUUGUUAGGCCAAUAGCAUAAAUUUCUCAAUUCAUUUUUAAUUUACUGUCAGACGAGCAAUAAAAACUUUUUUUUUUCUUUAUGUCUGUUUAGAUUCUCAGUCACGCAGGUCAUGGUAAUCUGCAAAACCAGAAGUGUUUUCCAAAAAUUGCUUUUGCAAUCGCGAUGAUGCUAUCAAUCAGGGUAUCAAUUUUUUUCCCCCAUUUGUAUUCUCAAAUUCAUUUAUUUAAAAAAUCUUUAGCUUUGCCACAAUACAAAAUAAUCACCAAAAGACAGUAAUACUGUUUUUUAAUUCCUCAAUUUAUUCAUAAAACAGAACAUGUUUACAAAAAAAAAAAAAAAAAGA